AUGUCGUCCAUGCGAGGCUUGGUCCAGUUCAUCGCUGAUUUGCGCAACGCGCGCGCCAGGGAACUCGAAGAGAAGCGCGUGAAUAAGGAGCUGGCCAAUAUCCGGCAGAAGUUCAAGUCUGGCAAUCUGAAUGGUUAUCAGAAGAAGAAAUAUGUCUGCAAGUUGCUCUACGUGUACAUCCAAGGCUAUGAUGUCGACUUUGGACAUCUCGAGGCUGUGAACCUCGUCUCCUCUACCAAGUACUCUGAGAAGCAGAUUGGUUAUCUGGCGGUCACGCUGUUCUUGCAUGAGGAGCAUGAGCUGCUUCACCUGGUUGUGAACAGUAUCCGGAAAGACUUGCUCGAUCAUCAUGAGUUGAAUAAUUGCUUGGCGCUGCAUGCCGUGGCCAACGUCGGUGGUAAAGAGCUGGGCGAGGCGCUAGGAUCGGAGGUCCACAGGCUUCUUAUUUCCCCCACUUCCAAAGCUUUCGUUAAGAAGAAGGCUGCUCUUACACUUCUGCGCCUGUAUCGCAAAUACCCCGGUAUCGUGCGAAAUGAGUGGGCUGAGAGAAUCAUAUCAAUUAUGGAUGACCCCGACAUGGGUGUCACUCUGUCCGUAACCUCGUUGGUUAUGGCGCUCGCCCAGGACCUGCCCGAGGAAUACAAGGGCUGCUACGUCAAGGCUGCACAGCGGCUAAAGAAGAUCGUGGUGGAGAAUGAUAUCGCUCCAGACUAUCUCUACUACCGCGUUCCCUGCCCCUGGAUCCAGGUCAAGUUCCUACGUUUGUUACAAUACUAUCCUCCAUCAGAGGACAGCCAUGUUCGUGAGAUUAUCAGAGAAUCGCUCUCUCAGAUGAUGCAAGCGGCAAUGGAAACACCCAAGAACGUGCAGCAGAAUAAUGCUCAAAACGCAAUUCUCUUCGAAGCCAUCAACCUCCUCAUCCACCUUGACUCUGAGCAUACUCUUAUGCUUCAAAUCUCUGCCCGCCUGGGCAAAUACAUCCAGUCGCGCGAGACCAACGUUCGAUACCUUGGUCUAGACGCGUUGACCCAUUUCGCCGCUCGGGCGGAAACCCUUGAUCCUAUCAAGAAGCAUCAGAACAUCAUUUUGGGCUCCCUUCGAGACCGCGAUAUCAGUGUCCGGCGAAAGGGAUUAGAUCUGCUGUACAGCAUGUGUGACACGACCAAUGCUGGGCCGAUUGUCAACGAGCUUUUGCGAUAUCUCCAGACUGCCGACUAUGCCAUCCGAGAGGAGAUGGUGUUGAAGGUCGCGAUUCUCACAGAAAAAUACGCCGCUGACGCUGGGUGGUACAUUGACAUGACUCUUAAACUACUGUCACUCGCUGGCGAACACGUCAAUGAAGAGGUAUGGCAGCGAGUCAUUCAGAUUGUGACCAACAACGAAGAAUUGCAGGCGUAUGCAGCGCACACUCUCCUGGGCUAUCUGAAGACAGACUGUCACGAGAGCUUGGUGAAAAUUGGUUGCUAUGUUCUGGGCGAAUUCGGCCACCUGAUCGCCGAAAGCCAAGGCUCAAGUCCAAUUGAACAAUUCCUCGCUCUGCAGGCCAAGAUGUUCUCCAGUUCUGACAAUGCACGGGCUAUGAUCCUGUCUUCCUUUGUCAAAUUCGUAAACUUGUUCCCCGAAAUCAAGCCCCAGCUGCUGCAGAUCUUCCGCCUGUAUAGCCAUUCCCCCGAUUCCGAACUACAGCAGCGAGCGUUCGAGUACCUGUCACUGGCAACACUUCCCACGGACGACUUGCUUCGGACGGUCUGCGACGAGAUGCCACCAUUCUCCGAGCGAGCCUCCAUUCUGCUGUCCCGAUUGCAUCAGAAGACAGCCGGCGCUAGCGAAAAGAAGACAUGGGUCAUUGGUGGCAAAGAUGCCAAUGCAGACAAGCAAGAAAUGCUCUUGGCUCAAAACACAGGUCUCAAGCGCACAUUCACCACCAUUGUGCAGGGAACGCGCACGGGGUCCACCAAUACCCCCUCCAGUCCUUCUCCUUCUAACGGAACCAGUGCAUCCGGCGACUUGGCCGGCCUGGAUUUCAGUGGGCCCUCUGGCCCAGCUCCCAACAUGGCCAGUGCCGCUCAUUUGACCCCCGAAUGGGACAUUGGAUACAACCGUCUCUUCUUUACACGCGAGGGUGUGCUCUUCGAAGAUGCCCAGAUCCAAGUUGGACUGCGUUCGGAGUACCGUGGCCCAAUGGGUGUCGUGAAGCUGUACAUCUCGAAUAAGUCCACCUACCCAAUUGGAUCCCUCACCACCACAGUCGACAACCCAGCCUCUCCUCAGCUCAAGAUCGACACCAAGAACUUGCCCGAUUCCACGAUCCCGGCUUCCGGGCAGACGCAGCUGACUCUCUUCUGCACGGCCCAUGGCCCCUUCCUGAACGCUCCCACCAUCCGUAUCUCAUACCUUGCCGGAGCUCUUCAGGCCUACACUCUGCAGCUCCCUGUCUUGAUGCACCGCUACAUGGAAUCCUCGUCGCUCUCAGCGGAUGAGUUCUUCAAGCGGUGGCGCCAGAUUGGUGGCGAGCCAUUGGAGGCACAGAAGACCUUCGGGCUGGCUGGUAAGAAUAAGACCAUGAACGACCGCUUCACGCGGAGCGUUGUCGAAGGAUUCGCGUUCAAGAUUUUGGAGGGCGUGGAUCCCAACCCUCACAACCUCGUUGGCUGUGCUGUGUUCCAGUUUGAAGGCGGCAAGACCGGAUGUCUGCUGCGACUGGAACCCAACUAUGAGAAGUCGAUGUAUCGUGUCACUGUUCGUGCGACCCAAGAAAGCGUCCCGCAGGCGCUGGUGAGACAGAUGGAACAGAAGCUGGCGCAGGGCAUGCGAGCAGACGAAUAG
Penicillium olsonii is the source of this 2826-nucleotide messenger RNA. The record is from the annotation of a GenBank genome assembly. Lineage: Eukaryota; Fungi; Ascomycota; Eurotiomycetes; Eurotiales; Aspergillaceae.